Messenger RNA from Linum tenue, 1927 nucleotides. Lineage: Eukaryota; Viridiplantae; Streptophyta; Magnoliopsida; Malpighiales; Linaceae. The record is from the annotation of a GenBank genome assembly.
AGAAAACUGUAGAGAAGUGCCCAGAGAUAGAUUUCCUUGUCUUCCUCCUUUCCUCCCCCUCUCCUCUCCUUUCCCUUUCUCUUUCAUUCCUUGUUUCUGCUUUGCUUUCUUCUCUCUCUGGCUUUCGCCUUCUCUGUCUCGGGGAGAGGAGACGAAAGAAAGGAAGGAAUUCAUGAGUGAAAAGUAGGUCUGGUGACUGGUGGCCAUUUAUUAAAUGGAGAUCGACAGCAUGAGCAGGCAGCAGCAGCAGCAGUAAGAGCCGCGCGGGAAGCAGGGAAAGAGUUGCAGUUUCCAUGGCGGCGUUUGCAGAGCAGCUCUAAUUCCGUGCCAUUAUUGCUCCCUGCUACCACAAUUCAACUCACUCACACUCUCUCCCCAAAAAAAAUAUAUAUCAAAAUUCAAUUUCUCCUCUCCUCCUCUUCUGUCCUUCCUUCUCUCUAUCACUACUACUACUUCAACUGUUAGUUCUGCAACUUCUUUCUCUGUUUCUCUCUAUCUACCCUAAUAACCUGAAAUUCGCAAGUAGAGCCAGCUUGAUUAGGUUUUCCAUUUAUUUUGGCUGAGAAAUUAGGAUGAUAGGCUGAAAUUCUGAUCCAGAAACGGCGCCGUUUCUUUCUGCUAUGGAUUUGGGGAGAAAUUCGGGUUUGGAUUUAGGUAAGAGAUGGCAGGGUGGUUCUAUCUAAGCGGAAGAGACACAGUCAUAUCAUCAGCAGCGGCGGCAGCAGCGGCAGCGGCAAGUAAUAAAAGAGAAGAGGAUAGAGACGACAACAGCUUGUUUCUGUUUCGAGACGAAGAGAUCCACAACAACAGCAGCGGCGGCGCAAACGCAGCCACGGCAGGCGGCGGCGGCGGGGGAGGAGGACACAGAGGGUUCGGUUUCGAGAUAUGGCCGCAGUACUACCAGCAGCAGCACCAGGCCGGAAUCUACGCAGCGGCGGCGUCGACGUUUGGGGCCGGGACGAGCCGGAGCUCUGAUGAUUCUUCUAGAUCGGGCGGCGGCGGAGGGAUCAUGAUGCGGUCAGGCGGCGGCGGCGGAGGAUCGGGAGGAGGGAUUAACUGUCAGGAUUGUGGCAAUCAAGCCAAGAAGGAUUGUACGCACAUGAGGUGCCGAACCUGCUGCAAGAGCCGCGGGUUCCAGUGCUCGACCCACGUGAAAUCCACGUGGGUCCCUGCUGCCAAGCGCCGCGAGCGCCAGCACCAGCUCGCGGCGCUUCAGCAGCAGGAUCCGGCUCAGCCAUUCCGCGGCGAGGUUCCCAAGCGGCUGAGAGAGAGCAGCUCGUCGCGCUUGGCGACCGGCACCGGUUCAGGGUUGGAAGUGGGAGGGCAUUUUCCGAGCGAGGUGAACUCGUCGGCGGUGUUCCGGUGCGUGAAGGUGAGCUCCAUCGACGAUGCGGAAGAGCAGACGGCGUAUCAGACGGCGGUGAACAUAGGUGGACACUUAUUCAAGGGAAUUCUGUACGAUCAAGGCCCUGAUCAUCAUCAUCACCAUUCAUCUCGUUACGGUGGAGAGAGCUCUUCCGGCGGCGGAGGAGGAGGGCAGCCUUUGCAUCUGAUAACGGCGGGGACGAGCGGCGGAGGAGGAGGAGGAGGCACAGCCGGGGCGGGAACGAGCGGUGGCGGUGGUGAUCAGGCAGGCAACCCGGCUGCUUCCGGGUCGAUGAUGGAUCCGGCUUCUCUAUACCCGGCUCCGCUCAAUGCGUUCAUUGCCGGUACGCAAUUCUUCCCACCCCCAAGGUAGAGUAAAAUGAGGAAGACAUAGAAGCGCAAAUUUGUUGUGAGGCAGGCGGCUAAUUGUUUAGAGCAGGGUUUCUCUUCUUUCAAAAAUGACCUCUUUAGCUUUAGCUAGUUAGCUAGCGAGAGUACGUAGUGUAAUAUUAAUGUUGCAUUGGUGCAAUUCUUAACCCAACACUGAGACACCAGUUAUCUC